AUGGGUUUAAGCUUUGACCAAAACGAUCAAAUUUUGUGUAACAAUGUAUUUGAUGACGAUGUGGUGAUAUGGGAAAUCGAGAUCGAAGAUAGAAUUAUGCAGACCAGUGGAGUUGUGUUGAGAACCCCCAUUGAGGAAGAUGAAUAUACCACCACCACCGUCGCUACUAAAAAAGGUUAUGAACGUUAUCAUCUGCCGAUGGCAAAACCAAGGUUAGUGUUGAAGUUCAUAUGGAUGGAGAAAAACAUCGGUCUUGCACUAGACCAAGUGAUUCCAGGAUACGAAAGUAUUCCAUUAAGUCCUUACUAUUUUUGGCCAAGGGAAGAUGCUUGGGAAGAGCUUAAAGUGAUGCUCGAGUGUAAGCCAUGGAUUUCUCAAAAGCAAGUGAUUGUUAUUCUUACUCAAGCUACUAAGAUCAUUAACUUGUUGUAA
Messenger RNA from Lactuca sativa (garden lettuce), 432 nucleotides. The record is from RefSeq and is a predicted model, not a curated record. Lineage: Eukaryota; Viridiplantae; Streptophyta; Magnoliopsida; Asterales; Asteraceae.